AGCGGAGUCCUCGGGCCGGGGCGGCUCGGGCCCCUCCCCUGCUCGCGCUCGCCAGCCGCCGGGGUAGAGCUGCGCGGGCCCGGAGCCGAGCGAGGGCUGAGCGGCGGGGGCGCGCGCAGGGCGGAGGGGUGGGGAGUCCCCGGAAAGGGGUGGGGGCGGCCCUCGGCGCCGGCGGCCCUAGGGGCGGCCCCUGGGGCCGUCUGCCUGGCGGGCUGGCACGCAGUGGCACGCAGUGAGACUGUCGCGAGUGCAGGUGUGCGAGGCGUACGUGUGCACCCCAUGACCGCAUGACUGUGCACCUGUGCGCAUCGGGGGCACGCGCUCCCCCAGGACGCAUUUCCGCGCUGUGGAUCCGCGGGCCUCUGUGCGCCCGUGUAUCUGUCGUGGCCCUCAGGGGACACGUCCUCUGAACAAGAAGAGUUCAUGGGUGUGCCGUCAGCGACAUGCGUUCGUAGCUGUGUUCACAUGUGUUUCCACAAGCCCGUGAACAGAAUGUGCCUUUGUUUCUCUCUGAGCUGAAAAGGGGAAUGUUGUCACCGAGUUGGAGUGUGUGGAAUUCUGGAACAUCUCCCCCUACCCAACCGUAAACUGUUGAACCUUCGUAGAGCCCUGGAUGUUUCCUGGUCCAGCUCUUUGUCCCAAAUGAGGAAACAGGCCCAAACCAGGAGGAAAGCAGUCGCGAGCUUGAGGUCACAUCUACUGUGUGUUGUGUACUCUAUGCACUUAAUGCUGCCAACCUUUUUAAGUGGAUGAUAUGAAUCCCCUUUUACAGAGAAGAGAUGUGAGACUGGUAGCGCCCGAAGAAAGCCACAGAACAGGGAUCUCAACCCGCUCUGCCAAAGUUCACCGUCCUACUUCUAUACCAGGGAUUUUCAAAGUGUGGUCCAGGGACGCGUGGGUGGCUCAAUGGUGGAGUGUCUGCCUUUGGCUCAGGUUAUGAUGGUGGGGUCCUGGGAUCAAGUCCCACAUGGGGCUCCCUGCAGGGAGCCUGCUUCUCCCUCUGCCUGUAUCUCUGCCUCUCUGUGUGUGUGUCUCUCAUGAAUAAAUAAAUAGAAUCUUUAAAAUAAAAUAAAAUAAAAUAAAAGUGGAGUCCAGGAGAACCUUCCAGGGAUCACUGAGGUCAAAACAAUUGUCCUAGGAAUUUUUUUAAGAAGAUUUAUUUAUUUUUUCUUUCUUUCUUUCUUUCUUUCUUUCUUUCUUUCUUUCUUUCUUUCUUUCUUUCUUUUCUUCUUUCUUUCUUUCAUAAGAGACACACACAGAGAGAGAAAGAGGCAGAGACACAGGCAGAGGGAGAAGCAGGCUCCAUGCAGGGAGCCUGACGUGGGAUUCCAGGGGCCCCAGGAUCACGCCCUGGGCCGAAGGCAGUGCUAAACCGCUGAGCCACCCGGGCUUCCCCUUGUCCUAAGAAUGUUAAAAUAUAAUUUUACUUUUUCACUUUCACGCCAUCACAAAAGUACCCUGGGGGGGGCACCUGGGAGGCUCAGUGGUUGAGCAUCUGCCUUUGGCUCAGGUCAUGAUCCUGGGGUCCUGGGAUGGAGUCCCACAUUAGGCUCUUUGCAGGGAGCCUGCUUCUCCCUCUACCUGUGUCUCUGCUUCUCUCUAUAUAUGUCUCAUGAAUGGAUAAAUAAAAUCUUUAAAACAAACAAAGUACCCUGGAAUUUCCCAGAGGCAACAUGAUGCAUCUUCUGUUAAGCCAGAAAUUAAGAGGGUUGCAAGGGGUGCCUGGGUGGUUCAGUCAGUUAAGCAGCUAACUCUUGAUUUCAGCUCAGGUCUUAAUCUCAGGGUCCUGGGAUUGAGCCCUGUGUGGGGUUUAGCACUCAACAGGGAGUCGGGUUCAGGAUUCUCUCCCUCUCCAUCUGCCCCUCCUCUGUGCACAUGUUGGCUCUCUCUCUUUCUAAGUAAAUAAAUACUUUAAAAAAUAAAGAGAUUUGCAAAAAUGUAAAGCAAUGACACUCUUAUCUCUAAUUUUUUUACUUUGUAAAAUAAUUUUUAUGUUUUUAUGUUAAAAAUAGAAUAGGUUUAUUGCUACAAUUUUCAUUAAUUAAUUGAAACUUUGAAAUUUCUCAGUAAAUAUUAAUAUGGUAAAUAUCAAUAGAUAUAACACACAUAAACAAAUGCUCUUUGGGGUCCUAAAUAUUUUUUAAGAAUAUAAAGGAGUCCUGAAACCAAAAUGUUUGAAAACUGCUGCUCUAUGCCAUGUUACCUCCCUGGGGGUCUGUGUGUGGGACUGACUGUGCCAAAGGUUCUCUGGGACAGGACUAGAGGAGGCUGGGAGUCAGGUGAAUGGACUCCCAGUCUAGUGCUCUUUCCAUAUCAGGCCAGGAAACAGAUUGCUGGGUUUAGGAUGUGUCCCCAGCUGUCCCCAGCCUCUGCCAGCAGAGGCUUCUCUAGUUGGAGCUUACGUCUGUCCAUGUUGUCUCAGCCAGGGAUGCCCUUUCCAUUUGAUCCUCACUUGUCACUGCCCAUCCAGCUGCCCGUGCAGCCCUCUGCAUGCCAGCUUGUGGAAAGAAAAGCAAUGGGGGGUGGGGAGGGCCGCUAGGGCAGCUGGGCAACCGUCCCCACCCGUCCCUGGCACAGCUCUGCCCAGCACACAAAGGGCAGAGUGAAUCUUGUCCCAGCCACUGCAGCUGAAGAGCUGGAAGGAGAAAAAGAGGAGGUACACAUAGAAGGGGUGGCUACCGUAGGGUUCUCCAUCACCCAUGGUCCUCCCAGAGACAGAAAGGGGAAGUCUGGGUCCUAUUCUCAGCUAGUGAGAAGAGGUAUUUGGGAGACAAAGUAGAUGAUAAUCAUGUCAACUGGAUUGAUGUCAUUGAAUCAUCACAACAGCUUGUCUGAGGGGGGACAGGAUAGGCAGACUAGUACCAUUUAACAGCUGAACACACUAAAGCCUGGAAAGGCAGAAAGAUAGAUUCAUUCGGGGUCCCAGAGCUGGUCGGUCAAGCAUUAAGACCUCCACACACUGAUGGAAUGAACAUUGACCACUCUCCAGGAGCUCCUGCAUGUUUGGUGACAGUCUCAGCACUGAAUAGAAUUACAUGUUAGCUGUGUGCAUGCUCCUUGCCCCACAGCAGGUACAAAGAAGCCUCAGGAAACCAUGGUCUUGGGGCCAGUCCCAGGGAAGACAGGGCAACAAAAAGCACCCUCACAGCUGAUGAGAACAGCAGUGCAUGCUAAGUGGCAAGUGAAAGGGUAGCAGGAGGCUGGGAGAUUUUGGAGGAGGGAAGAGGCACCGUAGCCUGGGCCUGUGAGGUCACAGAGCAGGUGCCAUUGGCUCUUGUCUGACCUUUUAGGGUUGGUGGCACUCAGAGAGGUGGAGAGGCAUUGAGGGUGGAGAGGCAUUGAGGGUAGGAUUUCCAGGAGGGAGAAAUGGCCUAAGUAAAGGCCAAGAUGUGAGAAGUUUGCAACAGAGGGCUGAUGGGGGUAGCGAGGUGACAGCUAUCCAUGCCCAGUUACAGGUCCCACAUUGCUUCGUGAGAACAAAGAUGAGGACCCCAAGACCUCCACUGGGUCAGUGCCAGAGAGGUUGAUGCUAGCAUCUGAACUCCCCUUAUGAAACUUGAGGGCAACCUUCUUACCCCAACCUCCAAACAGGCAAAAACAAGCAGAUAAAAAAGAAAAGAAAAACCAUAAAGUUUGUGAGAAUUACAGCCUAAGAGCAGCCUGCCAGGGAGACUGAGGACCUGAGAGAGCAGAGGCUUCUUUCCAAGAGAGACUCCUUUCUCAGCACCAGCUGAUGAUGGCAAACCCUACACACAGCGCCUGCUUAGAACAAGCUCCACAGCUGGACCAUGCGGCCCCCUGAGAUGCCCGCAGGGACCCCGAGAUGCUUGCAGCCCUCCUGGGCUCUCCCACUGGCCCGCUGCCCACCUGGCUCAGGCCCAGUGCGUGUGAGUCAGCCAAUCAAUCCCAGCGUUGCCAGGACAAUCUGGGGCGGGAGUGGGGGCGCUCGGGGCAGGCAGGGGUGGGCACCACAGGCAGCUGUCUCCUACAUCUGGCACCUGCACACAGCUGAGACUGCACAGUUGAGAGGAGGACGUUUCCCCCUCCUCCCUGGACACCCUUCCCCAACACUCCUCCUAGGACACUUGCUGCUAGAGGUUUCGGCAAAUAUUUAAAGGGGCAGCUGGGGAGGAGGGUGAGGAGGAUGGUGGGAGCAAACACUCCCUUCCCUCCCCUGUCCCCUUCCCUGAGCUUUUCAGGCACUCUUAGCUCAGAUGCCAUGCUGUUGUGCAACCCGGAGACUGAAGGCUCUCCUGGUGUAGAGGAGGUCCCUGUGGGGGCAGGGAAACCGGCUAAGGCUGGAGAGCUGGGGACCAGCUCAUGACCUCAGGACAGGGCCAAGGUGUGAGGGAGCCCCCAGGCCAGGGACAGAACCUGGGGUGGAGUGUUGGGAGGUAAAGUAGCAGGAAGAUAAGGGAGUUGGGCCGAGAGGAGUAAGGGUAGGUAUCUGACUUAGACACCUGUGAAAGUUCCAAGGUAAAGGCACUGUAGAUACCGCUUGACCCGGCGAGUGGAGGAAAGCCCAAGAGAAAGGCUGCACCCACUCGUGGAUUUGGCUUAGGAUAACAAAGAAAUAGAAGUGGCUUUGAGGAAGGAGGUUAAGAGAUGGAAGGGAGAAGUAGAAGGUCCAGAAAGUGGAUUACAUUGGGGUGAGUAGCAUCUUAGGGCAAAUUUAGGAUCAAAGGCUAUAAAAAGAGGAACACAGAGGAACAGGGUCAGAGGCAGCACCAAGCAGGUGAGAUUCAAGAAUGAGGAGAUUGGGACCUGUGGGUCACCAUACCCAGCCCCAUGCAAGGCUGUUUGGGCAUAAGAAAGAAGUGUCAGGUGUGGAAUCUGCUAUCAAAAGCCUUCAGCUUGAUCUCUGAAAAUGGUUCACCAUUUACUUGAUGCAGAAAACCCCACAGAAUCAUUCAAAUCCAGAAGUUGAAAUCUUCAUAUUCAUUUUAAGAACACUCAUGAAGCUGCCCAGGUCACCAAGGCUAUGUCUAUCUCCAAAGCCAUCAAGUAUCUGAAGGAUGUCCCUUUACAGAAGCAAUGUGUGCCAUUCCAUCAUCAUCAUGGUGGGGCCGAUAAGUGAGCCCAGGCCAAACAGUAGGCAGGGCAUGGUGUCAGUGGCCUAUAAAGAGUGCUGAAUUUUUGCUGCAUGGGCUUAAAGAUGUAGAGUAAUGCUAAACCUAAGGGUUUAGAUGUAGAUUCCCUGGUCAUCUGGCACAUUCAGGUGAACAAAGCCCCCAAAUGAGCCACUAAAUUUACAGAGCUUGUGAUCAGAUUAACCCCUGCAUAAGCCCUCCUUGCCACAUCGAGAUGAUCCUUACUGAAACAGAGCAGAUCGUUCCCAAACCAGAAGAGGAGGUUGCAUAGAUGAGAAAGAUAUCCCACAAGAAGCUGGAGAAACAGCAAUGUAUGGCCUGGGAAUAAAUUCAGCAUGAAAUGGAUGCAAAUAAAAGUAAAACAGGGGGAAAGGUCUUUAGCUUACAAACCAGCCCAUAGCAGAGAAUGAAAAACCACAUAUUGGUAGAUAAAAACUUAUAGCCAGAGGGGACAGAGUCUUCAGGAUCAGGAAAAGAAUGACUGAGGCAAGUCUGAGGUUAGGUAGCAAAUGUGUGGGAGGAGGCCAGGCAGGUGGCAUACUGGAAGUGAAAAUGUGAGGCUCUUCAAGAAAUGGCCAUGAUGAACCCCCACACUGAUGCCAAAGCACCACCUGCCUUCAGCUGUGCCCCCUGGGCUUGCAGGCACUGCCUCCUCACUCCCCUCCCUGGAGCUCAUCCCUAGACACAGGGAAAAUUCUGUUGGGAAGUGUGCUGGACUCCGCAUUGGGUCAGACCCCCGGCUGCCUGAGAGGUUCAACCUGGCAGAAGAACAGGGAAAGCCACAAAACUGCAGGGGCAGGUGCCAGCAAGAAAAGCGGCCAAUGCCAGGAAGACACCUACGGAGAGAGGUGCAGAUUGCCCAAGGGCAAAUUUGCUCAGUGCACCCAGCUUUGCUCUCACCGAGGCCAAGAGGACUCAUGUGCCAGGGCCGAGGGUCCUCAGGCGCUCUUGAGCUGGCUUAUCAGGACUUCAGUUCUGGAGGGCCAGGAACAAACAGGUUUCAAAGUCAAGGGCUUGGCUGGCAGAAGGAGACUGGGUCCUUCACUUCUGUCCCCUCUCCCUACCGGCGUAUAUAAGAUCCUAGGUCCCAUUUGGGAGAUGAGAGGGGAAGGCGCCUGCAGCAAGAUGGAUGUGGGCAGCAAGGAGGUCUUGAUCGAGAGCCCCCCGGACUACUCAGCAGCUCCCCGGGGCCGGUUCGGCAUCCCCUGCUUCCCUUCGUCCCUCAAACGCCUUCUCAUCAUCGUAGUAGUGAUAGUCCUUGUGGUCGUGGUGAUUGUCGGCGCUCUGCUAAUGGGUCUUCACAUGAGCCAGAAACACACUGAGAUGGUCCUAGAGAUGAGCAUUGGGGGGCCAGAAGCCCAGCAGCGCCUGGCCCUGCAGGAGCGUGUGGGCACCACUGCCACCUUCUCCAUUGGCUCCACUGGCAUCGUAGUGUACGACUACCAGCGGCUCCUGAUUGCCUAUAAGCCAGCCCCGGGAACCUGUUGCUACAUCAUGAAGAUGGCUCCAGAGAACAUCCCAAGUCUUGAGGCUCUCGCUAGAAAGUUUCAGGACUUCCAGGUCAAGUCAGCGGUGUCUACCUCUAAGCUGGGACAGGAGGAGGGCCAUGAUGCUGGCCCAGCAUCCCCUGGGGAUCCCCUGGACUUCCUGGGCACCACAGUGAGCACCCUGUGUGGUGAGGUGCCCCUCUUCUACAUCUAGGACCCGUCAGGACCCACGGAAGCCCCAGCUGAGGAGGGAAGACCCGCGCUCAAAGGGUCUUUUGCAGAGACGCAGGAAGCUGCUCCUGCCCACAGCACAGGGACCAGCGCUGGCGAAAUGGGAGCUGUGGGGAGAGGUGGGAGCGGG
Messenger RNA from Nyctereutes procyonoides (raccoon dog), 6938 nucleotides. It is a transcript of the gene SFTPC, whose product is annotated as surfactant protein C. The transcript has 6 exons. The record is from RefSeq and is a predicted model, not a curated record. Bases 6189 to 6791 code for a protein of 200 amino acids. Gene Ontology annotation, cellular component: alveolar lamellar body; extracellular region. Gene Ontology annotation, biological process: respiratory gaseous exchange by respiratory system. Lineage: Eukaryota; Metazoa; Chordata; Mammalia; Carnivora; Canidae.